This is a messenger RNA of Cyanistes caeruleus (blue tit), 834 nucleotides long. Lineage: Eukaryota; Metazoa; Chordata; Aves; Passeriformes; Paridae. The record is from RefSeq and is a predicted model, not a curated record.
CCCGGCAGGCCCGCGGUUCGGGAGCUGCUGAGGCCGCGGGCCGGGGCUCCGCUGUCCUGCCGCGGCCUGGCCGGCCUGGAGGGCCGCUCCCAGGCCGCCCUGCACCGCAACGCCUGCCUCAGGAAAACCUUCGCCAGCAGCUUCGCCGCCCUGAGGAAGAGGUCGGUGUGUGCCCAGAUCAAGCUGCAGGCGGAUGCCUUCACCAACCUUCUCCGACGGUCCCAGCUGCACUUUGUCCACUGCCUCCUGCCAGGGAUGGGCCAGGAAGGGCCAGUUCCUCGGCCCCCGGCGCCGCCGGACGCAGCCCCACAGCUGGAUGUGGUGGCCCUGAGGACACAGCUGGAGGGGAUCCAGCUCCUGGAUGCCCUGCGCCUCCACCGUGUUGGGUACUCGGAUCGACUGCUCCUCACCCAGUUCCGCAGACGCUUCCAGGUGCUGGCUCCGGAGGUGAUGAAGAGGCACAGCUCUGCCUACGAGGUGCCAGAUGAGAGCAAGGCUAUCGAGGAGCUGUUCCAGGCGCUGGAUCUGGAGAAGAAGAGCAUUGCCAUAGGACGCACCCAGGUGUUCCUGAAGCCGGGGGUCAUGGCCAGGCUGGAGAAGCAGCGGGACAAGCUGAUAGCCCAGAAGAUGACUCUGCUCCAAGCUGCCUGCAAGGGCUUCCUCAGCCGACAAAAGUUCAAGAGAUUGAAGAUCCAGCGCCUCGCCAUCCGCUGCAUCCAGAAGAACCUGCAGGUGUUCCAGACAGUCAGGCACUGGCCCUGGUGGCAGCUGCUGAGCCACGUGCGGCCCCUGCUCAGCGUUAACCUCGCCGAGGAGCAGCUCCGUGCUAAGGAA